Messenger RNA from Osmerus eperlanus (European smelt), 972 nucleotides. Its product is annotated as zinc finger C2HC domain-containing protein 1A-like. The record is from RefSeq and is a predicted model, not a curated record. Lineage: Eukaryota; Metazoa; Chordata; Actinopteri; Osmeriformes; Osmeridae. The coding region runs from base 1 to 972 and encodes 323 amino acids. The transcript is spliced from 9 exons.
AUGGAAGCCCCACCUCCAAGUGAGGAUCUAAUUGCUUGCAAAAUAUGCGGGAGAAGUUUUUACUCUGGUGUACUCAAGAAGCAUGUUCCCAUUUGCCAGAAAUCUGCUGCUAAAAGGAGGAGGGUUUUUGACUCCAGCAGACAGAGGGCAGAAGGAACGGACAUCUCCACUGUGAAGCCGAUAAAACCUAAGUUACACAGUGCAUCCUACAAGUCUGAUAAACCCGAACCGCCUAAGAAGCAAUCAAACUGGCGCAGAAAGCACGAAGACUUCAUCGCCACCAUCCGGGCUGCUAAGGGAAUAACUCAAGUCAUGAAAGAUGGAGGUCCUCUUCCCCCACCCCCACCCCCAUCUUAUGACCCAGAUUACAUCCAGUGUCCUUACUGUCAGAGGCGCUUCAGUGAAAACGCAGCAGACAGGCACAUCAAGUUCUGUAAGGAGCAGGCAGCUCGCAUCUCCAACAAGGGAAAGUUUUCAGGAGAUACCAAAGGGAAGCCUCCGGUGAGGACCCAGUACAAGCCUCCCCCAGUGAAGAAGACCAGUUCCCCCGCAGUGUCCUCCGUGCCACCCUCCUCCUCCUCCCGCUUGCCACAGCGCUCCUUGUCCGGGCAGUCUGCUGCAGGGGUUCCCUCCAGCAGAACGCCCUCGGCUGGGUCUGUGAAAGGCGUGUCCUCCGGGUGCUCACAGUCUCGCACCAACUCUGCUGGCCUUACCAGUCCUCCAUCUGGAUUAAAUAUGAAAUCUGGAACAGGAACUUCUCCAGGAUCUUUGAAGAAUACAUCAUCUGGGGUUGGAAUGAAUAGAAAGAAAGUCUAUGAUGCAGAUAGCUACAAUUCUAGGAAUCAUGCCAAAAGUGGUGGUGAAGUGGAUUCAGCUCAGCAGACCAAGUUCUGUCAUGAAUGUGGGACCAAGUAUCCUGUGGACUGGGCCAAGUUCUGCUGUGAGUGUGGGGUGAGAAGGAUGUGCAUUUAA